AUGGAUACCAAAUAUGAAAGUGCACUUCUCCUUGACGAAGAACCGGAAUUGUUCAGUAUCCAAGCUAAGGCUGGAAACACCAGAAAGUCCCGCUGUAACCUCUGUGGAGUCCUCCUAGCUAUCUCGUUGGCUCUGAAUAUAUUUCAAGGAAUCGGCGUCCUUGACUUUACGAACAUUUCAACAGGACAAGCUAACGACCUGCGAACUAAAUAUAGUUAGAUGUAGUCUUACUGUAUCACGAAAUGAAAGGCUUGCUGACAUCGCCAUAGCUGGCUUGAAACAAGACGAAAUCCAACAUUUAUGGACUCACGAGGACCCUUACACCAGCCAGAACGCAACUGAGCGGCAUCAGAAUUGGGACUCUAUUAACAUCGACAGAGGCCUCAUCGCUCUACCAACCCUAUUUGCUAGCGAAAAAGGAAUUCCAAUUGGGUCCACAUUUCCAUGGAAUCACAACAAGAGUCUCUAUCUCAUCAAUGCGUACCAUGGUUUGCACUGCUUGGUAGGUAAAAAAGAUCCCAGAAAGAGUAUUUAUUAUAUACUGAUCCUUGCCGUAGAAGAAUAUAUACCAGGCAUUCAUGGAAUACCAAGAAGGCCGCCCCCAGUCCUUCGAAGGAGGGCAUAUAAUUCACUGUCUCGAUCAGCUUCGUCUUGAUAUUCUCUGCAACGCAGAUGAUACCCCACGGACCACAACUCCAGAUAUGACGCCUGUUACUGCGAAAGGUCAAAUUCGCUCCUGCAGGAACUGGGACGCGUUGGUGAAAUGGGUUGAUAGUUACCCAUCUUGUUAUCGAUAUGGCAAUGCUAAAGUGGACGAUCUGAAACCUUCCCAGCUUUCGAGGAUGCGAUUUUGCCCCGAGGGAAGUGAGGAGCUUCAGAAAGUCAGAACCUAUUUUGGAGAGGGUCAAGAUUGGAAGCCUGCCGACGAGAAGAAGUGGAGCUGGCUUGAUGAGAUGUGA
Hymenoscyphus albidus is the source of this 959-nucleotide messenger RNA. The record is from the annotation of a GenBank genome assembly. Lineage: Eukaryota; Fungi; Ascomycota; Leotiomycetes; Helotiales; Helotiaceae.